CCGGGCUGAGAGGCAGCAGCUAGCUAGCGCACAUGCAUUUUCGUUGUGGCGAACAAGCUAGCUGCUAGUACCCUCAGUUAUACCAAGAUAUACACUACAUUCCUAGCUAGGUACGAUUAGCCGCCGGUGAGUGGGGAGAUGGUGACAUCAACAGUGAAGUUGGAGGAGGUUAGGAGGAUGCAAAGAGCGGAGGGGAUGGCGGCGGUGCUAGCGAUCGGGACGGCAACGCCGGCUAACUGCGUGUACCAGACCGACUACCCGGACUACUACUUCAGGGUCACCAACAGCGAGCACCUAACCAACCUGAAGGAGAGGUUCCAGAGGAUGUGUGAAAGCUCGCAGAUACGGAAGAGGUACACGCAUCUUACUGAGGAGAUCCUACAGGAGAACCCUAGCAUGUGCGUGUUCACGGCGCCGUCGCUGGACGCGAGGCAGGACAUGGUGGUGGCGGAGGUGCCCAAGCUGGGGAAGGCGGCAGCCGAGGAGGCGAUCAAAGAGUGGGGGCAGCCGAUGUCGCGGAUCACCCACCUCGUGUUCUGCACGACCAACGGAGUGGACAUGCCCGGAGCCGACUACCAGGUGGCCAAGAUGCUGGGCCUACCCACGUCGGUGAAGCGGCUGAUGAUGUACCAGCAGGGGUGCUUCGCCGGUGGCACGGUGCUGCGCGUGGCCAAGGACCUGGCCGAGAACAACCGCGGCGCGCGGGUGCUGGUGGUGUGCUCGGAGAUCAUGGCGAUGGCCUUCCGGGGGCCGUCCGAGUCGCACCUCGACUCCCUCGUCGGGCACGCGCUCUUCGGCGACGGCGCAGCGGCGGUGAUCGUCGGCUCUGACCCCGACGAGGCAGCCGAUGAGCGGCCGCUGUUCCAGAUUGUGUCGGCGAGCCAGACCAUCCUGCCGGGCACGGAGGACGCCAUCGUGGGGCACCUCCGCGAGGUGGGUCUCACCUUCCACCUGCCCAAGGACGUCCCGGAGUUCAUAUCCGACAGUGUCGAGGGCGCGCUCACCGACGCCUUCAUGCCGCUCGGCGUCCACGACUGGAACUCCAUCUUCUGGGUGGUGCACCCGGGCGGUCCGGCCAUCCUCGACCAGGUUGAGGAGAAGGUCGCCCUCCACAAGGCCCGCAUGCGCGCCUCCCGCAACGUCCUCUCCGAGUACGGCAACAUGGCCAGCGCCACCGUCCUCUUCGUCCUCGACGAGAUGCGCAAGCUCUCUGCCGACGACGGCCACGCCACCACCGGCGAGGGCAUGGACUGGGGCGUCCUCUUCGGCUUCGGUCCUGGCCUCACCGUCGAGACUAUCGUUCUCCACAGCGUCCCCAUCACCGCCGCCGCCCCUCUUAUUAUGCAGUAAUACUACUUAAUGGUACAACUUCUGGCGUAAACUUUACUACACUACUUUGUUUAAUUAUUUUAAUUGUUUCGUGUCAUCGUUCCUGUUCACGUCGAUCAGGCUUCAAUUUCUACAUCAGUGUGUGUUUCAGUGUUUGUAACUGUUGUGACCUAGCGGCCGUACGCGUGAUCGAUCCUGGGAUGGCACGAUUUCUUGUGAACUCUCGGGCGGCUUUAAAGUACACGUUAUGUCAUAUAUAUGCAUGUAAUUGGCCCCUUGUUUGCCCAUUAAUAAGUGGAGAAUGAUAAACACCAGAAAACGGCGCAGCAAGCAAGAUCGCAGCCAAAAAAA
This is a messenger RNA of Oryza sativa Japonica Group (Japanese rice), 1680 nucleotides long. The record is from RefSeq and is a predicted model, not a curated record. NCBI's taxonomy places the organism in Eukaryota, Viridiplantae, Streptophyta, Magnoliopsida, Poales, Poaceae.